UUAUCAAACGUGAAAAAGGACCAUUUAAAUUUGAUAACAACAAUAACAAACACUCACGUGUUAGGAGAACGUAGAAAUGGCAAUUCUGCGUGCUUUUGCAGACUUGAAGGCAGAGGGUUUGUUUCAAUAGUGUCAUUACAGGUUUGCAAAGUGUGCCUAGUUAGACAGAGCUUUCUCACAACUUAAACUUGACAGCAUCUGUAGCUUCUCCUGUUGUAGGUAACUAACUAGCUAGCUAGCUAGCUAUGGCUAUUGGCCGCGGACAACUUUUCCGCAGUUUCAGAGAGGGUUUGUUGAAGAAUGCCCCGCCAACAGAGGGUCGAGGACCGACAGGCAAAGAGAAUAGCAGACUCUGCGAGAAAAUGACAGGAUUUUCCCCGGGCACUCAAAGUGUGGAACCACAAACACUGCCACAAAAGAAGAAGAGGAAAAAGAAGGCGGCAAAGGCUACUGUACCCUGUCAGCCAGUUGUACCACUGCCAAGGGUACCUACAAAGUCUAUUGGACAUGCUGGCAAGCCAGCUGAGUGCACUCCGAAUCACAUAGAGAGGAUGCCACCGGAGAUCCUUCUGAAGAUCCUGUCGUACCUGGAUGCCCUCUCUCUCUUCUCCAUCGGCUUCAUCAACAAGCGAUUCUAUGAGAUGGCCCACAGCAAUGGAAUGUGGCACAAGAUGUAUUCUGCAGAGUAUGGACACAGUAUGAAGUGGAGGCCCAAGCGUUUGGACGAGGUGCUGGAUAAGCUGAGUACGGUGGUGGUCCAGGAGAGACCAGAGGGCUACUGGAGAAGACUGUACUUCAGGACCAUGGCUGGCUUCAAUGAGACCAAGUGGAGGAAGGAGUUGAAAGACAUCAACCCUUUCACAGGCUUGCCCAGUCAGACUGAAAGAAUCCUCAGGAGCCAGCGUGUGACCUGGGAGAUCACAGUGUCUGACAAGUGGGGGUUGGAGGGGACGUUUGAGCAGAGCCGUGCCUACUUCUCUGACUCGUCCGUGACGGUGUGCUGGAGCAGCGGCCGCUGGCCCUCCUUCCACCAGCUCUCUACCUUACAGCUAGAUGGUGUCAAAAGACAAGCUCUCAGCUCCCCUAACAUCAAUAAGCCUGGCUGGCGGUCUCUGAUGGCUAAGUUUGACAGGGACACCAUCUCUAAGAGUGGCCAGGUCAUCGGUAGAGACCAACUAGUCACCCUGGUACUCUUUUCGCCUAGCAUCGUCAUUGGCGUCUGGAGGGGCCGGUGGUCCAUUGCCUUUGUGAUGGCCAGCUUCCACUACCACAGGCUGGUGGAGAGGAGUCUCUUGGGCACCUCGAUGUGCCCCUAUUCCAUACCAGAGAACAAGCCUCCUUUCGACGACGCAGACCCUGACUCCGGCCUCCAUGGCUACACGCUCCGCAUUAUACUACACAACACUGUGACCCAGAUCAUGGCCGGCCACUUCUCUCAACUCUACUGUAGCAAAAGUCAGGUCCAUGGUGGUUUCAUCCAGCUGAAUGUCAUCAACAGGGGAAGCCUGUCCCAGCACACCCCUCUCUCUGGCAGGAUCAGCCUGCCCUGGAAGUGUGAGGCUCUAGAGGGCACCGUGGAGAACUGCUGCAUGAUGAGCCUGACCCUGAUGGAUGAGUACCAGAACCCCUUCUGGUGUGUCAGCACACCCGUGUCUAUGGCGCUGAACAAUAAGGAGCCCUCCAAUGACUACGAGGGUCAGCACUUCCUGAUCAAGUACCAGGAUGCAGAAGGCAAGGUGAGGAUGGACCUUGUGUGGCUGGAAGAGCAGAGACAGUACUUCCUGAUCAAUCUGGUAGUCUUCAUCACCACGGCCAAAGUCAACAAGCACUUUGGGAGAGCCUACUGACGCUGCAUGUAGAGGUGGCGCUGUACUACAAGCCUCUAUCCUAAGGCCUUCAUAAUGAUGACAAAGUGGUGACAUAAACAGUCAUGACAGCUGACAACUGUUUAUGACACCUGUUAUGUUGUUAUUAUGCGGUAUAAUGUAGGCCUUAUGAUAGAAGCUUGAAGUAAAGUGUUGAGCCUGUAUACACUAUGUCAAUUGAUGAUGUAGUUUAGUUGUGUUUUGUUCUGAGUAAGUUUGAAGUAGUUCAAGUUUGAGGGUUUGCCCCGGCAAGUUUUCAUUAUUUCUGUAUAUUUAUAUAGUUUUAUGCAUUGUUUUGUGAAUCAUUAGUACACAUUGGUAAAAUGUAAUCCUACUUUUUUGAAGUAUGUCUCGCCAUAUUAUAAAGAGCAUACCACGUGUGAAAUGUGUUAACAGAGUUGAACUAUUUUGGUUUUGUAAGCUUUCUGUUACAGAUGGACUAUCUGAUUCUAGAUAAAUAUUCUGAUUUAUAUAUUUCAGUGUUAUUUUUUACUCCGCCAUAGUGCAUUCUUUAAAAGCUAAGUGAAACUGGAGGGAUCAGCCUGUGUUCUACUGUAUUACACUUUACAUUCUCAGGAUGGCAGCAGUGAUCUUUAUCCCCAAUAGCACUAUUUUCAGUCCCAGCAAAACACAAGUGCUCCCUCACAGCCCUGGCCAUGAUUGCUUUUUUUUUUCUAAGCCAAGUGAAGACUUAUUGUGUAUACUGCCUCACUGUUCGAACCUAAUCAGGACAACUGCUGAUGCCAACUGUCUAA
Molecule: messenger RNA, 2620 nt
Organism: Salmo salar (Atlantic salmon)
Lineage: Eukaryota; Metazoa; Chordata; Actinopteri; Salmoniformes; Salmonidae
Product: F-box only protein 15
Cellular component (GO): SCF ubiquitin ligase complex
Molecular function (GO): protein binding
Source: RefSeq, a predicted model, not a curated record